Molecule: messenger RNA, 3620 nt
Organism: Lucilia cuprina (Australian sheep blowfly)
Lineage: Eukaryota; Metazoa; Arthropoda; Insecta; Diptera; Calliphoridae
Gene: bchs
Product: WD repeat and FYVE domain-containing protein 3
Exons: 5
Coding region: 147-3620 (1157 amino acids)
Source: RefSeq, a predicted model, not a curated record
UUAAGGAUGUCUAUCGGGAGGUGGGCAUUCUGGAAGUGUUUGUUACGUGUCUUAAUCGUUAUAGUGAACAUGUUAGGAAAAUAACCAAAGAUGAGGAAAAUACUGUGGUUGCGGAAACGGAAGAGGAUCAAGAUUUAACCGAUAUUAUGGGUAAACAUGUGCUGGAGGCUUUGACCAUUCUCUUAAGUGGCAACAACAACAAUGCCAAUGUUUUUAGAGAAUGUGGUGGCGCUAAGUGUAUCCACGAUUUGGUGAAAUUUAAACAUUGUCGUCCUCAAGCUUUGGGCAUAAUACGCGAGUUGAUUCUAUCUGCCGGCGGAGAUGAUGAUAUGCUUUUCAUACUCUCCGUUAUGCAUGCUGUGCCUCCUUAUCAGGUGGAAUUUAAAAUACAAAUACUCAAUAUGCUUUUGGGUUGCCUUAAGGACUCUCAUCGUACUCGUACGGUGUUUCGUAAAGUGGGUGGUUUUGUCUAUUUGACAAGUGUUUUUGUGUCGUUGGAUGGUAAACUGUGUGACGAGCCUUUGACCUCAGAAGAUGUGGAAGAAGAUCAGCAAAUACCCCAAGAUGAUUUGAUAUUAUUGCUGCAAAUGGUUUGCCAAACUUUAGCCACGGCUAUGCGUUUUGAGCCCGCCAAUGCGAAGUUCUUUCAUCAAGAGAUUUGCACCGCUUCUCUGUGUGACACUUUGAGAUUAUUGGGCUGUUUUGGAAAUCACACUGAAUUGCCGGAAUUUAAGGGUUUCUUUAAGUCCGAUGUGGUGUCGCAAAAAUACUAUCAUGAUGUAUUUUCAGGUGAUAUUUUAAAUUACAGCUUUAACAACUCCAUACCCCGUUCAUUGUCCUAUGUCUGUGUGGUCUAUCGUCUUUUGUAUAGCAUAGCUUUGGACAACUUUGAAUCUCCCAAUUUGAAUAACAUUAUAACACUCUUCAAUGAUCAAAGCAAUCGUUCGCCCAGCAAAGAAUUGGCCAUAACGCCUGCUCAUCCCAAUCAAUUGAAUCUAACACAACCAUCGCCAGAACCAAGAAUUGUACAUCCUGGUGUGGUUUUAUGCAUGCUACAGCUUUUGCCUAGUGUUACCCAUCGAGAAGAGUAUACCUUGGCUGUAAAUCUACAAGUUUAUCUAAGUGAAAUUAUCAAAUCUCUAGUACGCAGUGAACGCAAUCAACAGAUAAUGUGUGAUUAUGGUUUGGCCGGCCAGUUGUUGAAGAUUUCACGUAAAGCUUUAUCCGAGGAAAUCAAUCCGUUACAUGUACCCAUGCAAUAUAUAUUGGAAAGAUUGGCUGCUCAAGCUUUGCAGCCCACCGAACUAAGAGAAUUUCUACGUUUAGGUGAACCUUUAUCUUGUGCUGAUAUAGAUUUAAAUAAACCCUAUAAAAUGGGUGGUCCUGUUCCUUUAACACGUAUUAAGACACUAGUAUCUAUGACUACACCAAGAGAUUUUCGCGCUCAUGGCUCUAGUACUCUACCGCCAUUUGUGGAAAUGGAUAUGUCUGCUGAGGGUUUUGGUUGUUUGUAUUUACCUUCAUUGGCUCCGCAGGCGACGGCCACGGCUGGUGGCACCAUUGAUUCGAAUACUAUAGGUGGCAUAGGUUCGGGUGAUCGUAUUUUUCCACCACAAACUGGUUUAUCGUUUUCCACUUGGUUUUGUGUAGAGAAAUUCUCUGAUCCCAAAACCGAUCCACAUUGUGUACGUUUGCUGACAUUGGUGAGAACAAUUCAUAAUCCGAGAGAGGAGAAUUUGGUGUGUCUUUCGAUAUUGCUGUCGGCUCGAGAUAAGGCUAUAGUGGUCUCUACACAGGAAACUUUGGUCACUCCCAGUAAGAGCCUUGGCGAUUGGGAACCUGAAGGUUCAGACGACAAUAGCGCUCGCAUUUGGUGUCCCGACCUCCUCCACGAAGGACAAUGGCAUCACUUAGUGGUGGUACUCAAUCGUGCUGUACUCAAAAACUCCAGCCUUCAAUUAUAUCUAGACGGAACACCCUUACAUUCACAAAAAUUACAUUAUAUCUCACAAAAUCCCGGAGCUGGUUCCGCUAACUUACCCGUAGCGACUUCGGUAUUUGGUUAUAUCGGUACUCCACCUAUUUGGAGACGUUAUUCUAGAUUGUGUUGGAAACAAGGUGUUUGUCAUCUACUCGAAGAUGUUGUUAAUCAACAGACCGUACAUACCAUCUAUAAUUUGGGACCACAUUAUAUGGGCUCAUUACAGGCACCACAGUUGGGUAAGAAGGUUGAACCUUUAGGGCCUUUAGUAGCCGAAGAAAAAGUGUUAUUGGGCUUAAAUGCAAAGGCAGUGUCGCAGUUAACGCUGGUGAAGAUAAGAAAAGUGUAUAGCAGAGCGGAUAAUAAGUCUAUAGCCAAACAGUUGGGUAUGAAUUCUCAUGAGAAUGCCACGCCUAUAAAAAUCUUGCACAAUUCGGCUGGUCAUUUAGCGGGAGCUGGUCGCACUUUAGGUGGCGUAGUGGUGGGUUAUUUGGGUGUAAGAGUUUUUAGUCCUCAUCCAGUUUCAGCCAUGAUUGAUACUGUGGGAGGCUGUAAUGUUUUAUUGGGUAUUAUAGCCAUGGCUCAAGAUGUCGAGUCUUUGUAUGCUGGUGUUAAGGCUUUAACCUGUGUAGUGCGCAGUAAUCGUGCGGCCCAAAGUGAAAUGGAUCGUAAACGUUGCUAUCAAACUCUGGGCAUGUUUUUCAAAAAGAAAAAGAACUUACUCAACUCUCACAUCUUACAUCUGACUUUCGGUUUAGUGGGUACUGUCAAUUCCGGCCAGGAUAUGACCGCUAUACCUAAUGUAACAGCUUUUCAAGAUCUCUUAUGUGAUUUGGAUAUAUGGCAUAAUGCUCCAAAUGGUUUAUUAAGAUCAUUACUCGAACAUUUGCUAGAGUUAGCGGUGGAAUCGAAUGAAAAGAAACAGAAUGUUAAAAUAAUGCGGGAACUACAAUUACUCAAUAAAUUACUGUACAUCAUAGUGGAUAUACAAGAUCACUCCACACGUGAGAUACUCUUCAAUCUCGUAGAAGCUUUAUUAGGUGGUCAACCACGCCACACGGACCUAUUGCUUUUCGGCCAAUACUGCGCUUCCAAAUUACCCAAGGCAGAGCAGAUCGAAAAGUCUCUGAUCUUACCCUCAAUGAAACCCACCCCGAAUCCUUCCAAUUCAGCUGCUACUGCCGAAUACGAUACGACUGCUCAAAAUAUUUAUCUACGUAAUCGUUGUCUUUCUCUUCUACACGGCCUCCUAUUUACCUCACGCAACACUGUCAAUUAUAUUAUAUGCGAUGAUAUUUCUAAGACUCUAGGCAUGGAUUGGCUUUUGCUAUUUAUGCAGCCACAUGUACACUUCACCACUGUCAUCAUAGCCGUACGUAUUUUGGUGGUGGUGUGUGCCAAUGAAAGUUUUCUGGUACGUUUUCGUGACAGUACUCAUAAUGGUGGUUAUUUAAGAUUUACCGAAAUGGUUUCGCAAAAGAAAACCAUGGGCAUAGGGGCUCAACAGUUAAUACAUUCGAAAGCAUGCUCCUUCCGCAUAUUCGAUUUUGUGCGAACUAAUUCAUCUUUCUUCACUUUGGUGCGACUGGCGAGGCGCGUUAAGCCACCGGUUACUUUUUGUAUCUUAGAUUGUAUUUGA